Poecile atricapillus (Black-capped chickadee) is the source of this 1139-nucleotide messenger RNA. It is a transcript of the gene DTYMK, whose product is annotated as deoxythymidylate kinase. The transcript is spliced from 5 exons. Gene Ontology annotation, biological process: dTTP biosynthetic process; dTDP biosynthetic process; dUDP biosynthetic process. The record is from RefSeq and is a predicted model, not a curated record. Gene Ontology annotation, cellular component: cytoplasm; mitochondrion; cytosol. Bases 66 to 704 code for a protein of 212 amino acids. Lineage: Eukaryota; Metazoa; Chordata; Aves; Passeriformes; Paridae. Gene Ontology annotation, molecular function: dTMP kinase activity; ATP binding.
GCGGGCGGGGAUUGGCGGGCGCGGCGGAAGGGGCGGGGCGGCGGCGCGGAGCGCGCGGAGCGGCGAUGGCGGCGCGGCGCGGGGCGCUGAUCGCGCUGGAGGGCGUGGACCGCGCCGGGAAGAGCACGCAGGGCCGGCGGCUCGUGGAGGCCCUGAGGGACGCCGGGCACCGCGCCGACCUCCUCCGCUUCCCGGACAGAACCACUGAGAUUGGGCAGCUGAUCAGCUCCUACCUGGGGAGGGAGAAGAACCUGGAGGACCACACCAUUCACCUGCUCUUCUCUGCCAACCGCUGGGAACACGUACCAACGAUGAAAGAGAAACUACAUCAGGGGAUCACAGUUGUGGUUGACAGAUACGCCUUCUCUGGAGUGGCCUUCACAAGUGCCAAAGAGAACUUCUGCCUGGACUGGUGCAAACAGCCUGAUGUUGGACUCCCAAAGCCAGACCUGAUCCUGUUCCUUCAGUUAAGCCCAGAAGAAGCAGCAGAACGAGGGAACUUUGGACAUGAACGUUAUGAGACCAGCUCCUUCCAAGAGAAAGUUCUUCAGUCCUUCUAUUGCCUUAUGAAGGACAAGACCCUAAACUGGAAGACAGUGGAUGCUUCAAAGAGCAUUGAAGACUUGCACAAAGAAAUCAGGUCCAUUGCAGAGGAAACUAUGCAGGAGGUUCAGAAUAAACCUUUGGGAGAACUCUGGAAAUGAAACUUCAUACAGGUCUAAAAGAAUAAGGGAAAGGUCACUUCUUGGAUCUUCUGCACUUGGAUGACUGUGACAUACUAGCAGCUACAGCUUAGAUCCUGUGCAUUCUUCUGGGUCCAACAUGCUGCUGAUGUCCUUCCUGUCACCUGCUCCUCUCUUCCAUCCUGCAUAGUCCCUUCUGCAUUUUUUAAAUGAGUAUGCCACAAGUGUGUAUCAAAUUCCUUGUCAAAACCUCCCUCUCCCAAGCAGGAGCUCCUGUUCCAGCUCUAGUCCUGGAGUGAAGAUGUGGGUGUGGAGCCCAGGGCCAUCCCUGGACACACAGUUCCCAUUUUUAGGGAAUUGCUGUGUUUCUGAUCAUUCUUCCUCUCUAGUAAAUGCAUCCCCCCCAUGCUCAAACCAGUUUGUAGAGGACUUGCUAAUAAAUUAUUCUCUUAAGCA